This is a messenger RNA of Amphiprion ocellaris (clown anemonefish), 1762 nucleotides long. It is a transcript of the gene avpr2ab, whose product is annotated as arginine vasopressin receptor 2a, duplicate b. NCBI's taxonomy places the organism in Eukaryota, Metazoa, Chordata, Actinopteri, Pomacentridae. Gene Ontology annotation, molecular function: vasopressin receptor activity; peptide binding. Gene Ontology annotation, cellular component: membrane. Gene Ontology annotation, biological process: positive regulation of vasoconstriction; regulation of systemic arterial blood pressure by vasopressin; G protein-coupled receptor signaling pathway. The transcript is spliced from 7 exons. Bases 458 to 1762 code for a protein of 434 amino acids. The record is from RefSeq and is a predicted model, not a curated record.
AAAAACAAGAAUAAAAAGGCUGCUGAGAAAGACAAAUCCUCCUUCUGUUGUUGCUAACUUCUCAUUUCUCUCCACAAACCCGACAACCCGUCUGCCACAACACCUAAACCCUGUCCGUCACCCGCUGAUGCAGAAUCACACCAACACGUAUCGCUUCAAGGCUCUUUGAUCACCUCCAAUAACAGGAGUCUCAUCCGAUCUGCUGCCGCUCAUCAGCGUGUUCGAUAUCAACAACAACAAAGGGCAGGAAAUCACAUUAAUCCACGGCUCCGCGGCCUUUCGUCUUCCUUCAGCUGGCAGGACAGAGGGAUGUGCUGAGGAGGAGAGGCGGCAGCAGGAGUUGGGAGGAAUAACGGAGUGGAAAACGCUCAGCAUGGACGCAGCUCCGGUGUGCAACAGCAGAUCAGGUUGUCCCAGAUCCAGCAGAUGCUUCACGGGAUGCUGAGGACGAGGUAACAUGUCGGUCUCCAUGGUAACAGACACCUACCCGUCCACCCAUUGGUCGGUGGCCCCCGAGGCCCCGGCGGGCACCAACGCCACCAACUGGAAGCGGGACGCCCUGCUGGCGGUGGCCGAGGUGGUGGUGCUGGCGGUCAUCUUGGUGAUGGCGUUGCUCGGCAACGGGCUGGUGCUGGUGGUGUUGCUAAGGCGCCGGCGACAUCACAACCCGCUGCACCAGUUCAUGCUCAACCUCUGUCUGGCCGACCUGGUGGUGGCGCUGUUCCAGGUGCUGCCCCAGCUGGUGUGGGACGUUCAGGGUCGCUUCCCCGGCCCGGACUUCCUGUGUCGCCUGGUGAAAUACCUCCAGGUGCUCGGCAUGUUCGCCUCCUCCUACAUGAUCGUUGCCAUGACGCUGGACCGCCACUACGCCAUCUGCUGCCCCCUGCAGGCGCAUCACAGCGGAGCCACGCAGCGCUGCAACUCCUUCGUGGUUUCGGCCUGGGGGCUGUCGCUGCUGCUCAGCCUGCCGCAGGUUUUCAUCUUCUCCCGCUCUGAAGUGGCUCCAGGAAUCUACGAAUGUUGGGGGAACUUUGCCGAGUCUUGGGGCCUGAAGGCCUACGUGACCUGGAUGACCGUGUCGGUCUUCAUCCUGCCCGUCCUCAUCAUCACCGUGUGCCAGGUUCGCAUCUUCAGGGAGAUCCACAACAACCUGUACCUGAAGUCGGAGCGCCGCCUGUCGCCCUCGUCUAUAACGGCAUCCAGACGAGACAGCCAGCGAGGGGGAGGAGCCAGGGGGAAGUCCAGCCUCCCCCUCCACGUCUCACCCCUCGUCUUCAACAACCCCGGCAGUCAAACCUCCUGUGAGUCCAGCUGCCUCCCGAUGGGUCCGGUCAGGUCCACCAGCACCGACCCUCCGGUUCCCUUCCCUAUCUGCCCCCCCGACCCUCCGGUUCCCUUCCCCAUCUGCCCCCCCGACCCUCCUAAAGCGCCUCCUGCCCGGGGCGGGGAGGUGUCGGCCGCCAUGUCCAAGACGGUGAGGAUGACGCUGGUCAUCGUCCUCGUCUACUCGCUCUGCUGGGCGCCGUUCUUCAGCGUCCAGCUGUGGGCCGCCUGGGACCCCGACCCGCCUCAGAACGGUGCAGCGUUCACCUUGCUCAUGCUGCUGGCCAGUCUGAACUCCUGCACCAACCCCUGGAUCUACUCCGCCUUCUCCAGCAGCGUCUCCCCGGAGCUCCGGCUGCUGCUGCUCUGCCGGACGAGCUCCCAGCGCCGGGGCUCUUUACCGAACGACUCCACCACCACACACACCUCCAGCUACUGA